Kwoniella mangroviensis CBS 8507 is the source of this 579-nucleotide messenger RNA. RefSeq lists its product as uncharacterized. The coding region runs from base 1 to 579 and encodes 192 amino acids. The transcript has a single exon. NCBI's taxonomy places the organism in Eukaryota, Fungi, Basidiomycota, Tremellomycetes, Tremellales, Cryptococcaceae. The record is from RefSeq and is a predicted model, not a curated record.
AUGUGUGAAGGGUGGUACGAUGAUAAGAAAGGGUGUUUGGACAGGGUCGAUAUUCAUGGCGAUACUAUCAGUGGGAGUAUCAAAGGGUUGAAACCUCUUCUUCAAGGAGUAGAUCAUCAUUGUCACUUCGAUCAUGCGACUCCAGCUGAGGAUGAAGCUCAGUCUACGACACCAGGGUAUCUAGACGACUCAUGGACUACUCACUUGCCGAUUGAUCAUCCCCAAAAUGCAUACCCAGAUCCAGAUGCCUACUUUGACCUUGACCCUGAUCAGACAGGAAUGAGAUACUCGAUGAUGAUCCAUAACCUCAUCAAACCGCCUCCAUCUGACCUUUCACCCGUAUUGAAAAUCUACACUGGCGCUACCCCUCAAACUCGUACUAGAUGGUUCAUAACUCUACCGAAAUGUUAUGAUAAAACCCGAAUCAGAUGGAUUCGAAUUAAUCAUGUGAUCAAUAUGGUCAUUGGUUUGGUGAUGAUUCGUAUACCAGAACAUUUUGACGAGAUGGUUGGAAUAAGACAAGGAGAGGGAGAGAAUGCCGGUGAGGGAUUGAGAUGGAUCAAUUGGGUAGUACAGUAG